Molecule: messenger RNA, 1421 nt
Organism: Nilaparvata lugens (brown planthopper)
Lineage: Eukaryota; Metazoa; Arthropoda; Insecta; Hemiptera; Delphacidae
Exons: 10
Coding region: 196-1182 (328 amino acids)
Source: RefSeq, a predicted model, not a curated record
GAAGUUGAAACUAAACUUGAUAUGAAGACCUAGAAGAAUAGCGAAUUAUUUUAUGUUUUUGUUUUCUCUCCUCACGCACUUUUCGUGACUUUGAAUAUUUUCGAUCUAAUCAGAAGCUGUUUGCAAGAUUAAAAAUAAUAUUGACGGUAGUUUGGUCGCUGUCUAUUCUACAAGUUACACAACAGUCCUGAUGAGAUGUCUCUACCAAAUUUACUUUUUUUGAGUUUGAUUUGUUGCUUCUUAAUCUCGGUUCCUUCAAUUUUCGCUGAAGAUGAAGAUGAUAAUCCCCAGGAAGAGGAGCUACCUGAAGUUGAAGCCCCUUGGUCGGAUGAGAAUGAUGCCAUGUGCACAUGUUGCGAUCCACCAGUGAGAAGGGGUGAUGUCAUCACAGAUGAAAAUGAAUUACAGGCCAAGUACAUGAAGAUGAAACCAAUUGAAUUCUCAAUUAUAUGGCUGCUGCGGUUUUUUGGACUCAAAAUGGAACCAGGACAUAUCAGAUACUCAAAAUGGCUAAAAAAAUCGAGGAAACUGAACAAUGAUGAUCUAUUAAAUGAAAUGGUGUACGAUGUUUCCAAGCAAAUACACUAUAAAAGUCCACAACAACAGAAGGAACCGAAGGAUGAUGAAGCACAAGACUCUGAGGAAGAGGGAAUCAGCAGCAAUACUACUGUUUUGCCGCCCACUGUAGUUGAACACGCAAGGAAAACAGCUAACAUAAGAAAAAGGUGUUUCCUUUACUGCUGCUUGCGUGAAAUAUUAAAUCUAGUUGAUGCGAAUGGCAAUCCUAAACGACUUAUGAUUAAGGGAAAAAUUUUAGCUGCAAGAGGUGUUAUAAAAGUUUUGGACACAUUUUUGCCUGAUGCAUACUUAGUGGACGAUCCUAUGGAUAAAGCUACCAAAGCCUUGGAUAUAGUUGAAUAUUGUAUUAAGACUACCACAGUUACUGAUCCAGAGGAGGAGAAGAAUAAAUGUGCUUUCAGCUUCUAUGUAGCACAAUGCAUUCUUAGCCAUGAAAACUUUGAGGGAAUAAGACAAUAUAUCUUCAAAGUUAGGCAGAGGAAUGAAGAAGCAAGAAAGAAGCAGCGAAAAAGAGAGGAAGAAAUGACCAUGAAAGAGGGAGAAGCAAGCAAGCACGAAGAAGAAGAAGAAGGCGGCAUGCGUGAGAAAGAGACAAAACCAUGAGAGAGGGUGAGAAGAACGGGAUGUGCAGAUGGAUUGAUCCAGAGAGGAGAUCACUUAUAGUUAGCAUCAUAAAAUUAAAAUAAAUAGAUAAUGGAAACAUAUUGUGAAAAAUAAAAGAUAUAAAUGUUAAAAAGGGUACUUUACAUUUUUUAGUGUUCUUGGACUCAAAGCUAUUUUUGAAAUUACUUUGAAGUGGAAAUAUGUUGCGAGAAAUAAAAAAUUAAUUUUUAAAAGGCUAA